This is a messenger RNA of Amphibalanus amphitrite, 1636 nucleotides long. RefSeq names its product adenosine deaminase-like. NCBI's taxonomy places the organism in Eukaryota, Metazoa, Arthropoda, Thecostraca, Balanomorpha, Balanidae. The coding region runs from base 136 to 1530 and encodes 464 amino acids. Gene Ontology annotation, cellular component: external side of plasma membrane; cytosol. Gene Ontology annotation, biological process: inosine biosynthetic process; hypoxanthine salvage; negative regulation of adenosine receptor signaling pathway. The transcript has 10 exons. Gene Ontology annotation, molecular function: adenosine deaminase activity. The record is from RefSeq and is a predicted model, not a curated record.
UUGCUGACAAAUUUAAGAAAAGAAUCAUCAGACAUGUCGCAUCCCUCGUAACUCGUUAGUCUUUGCAUUAGGCCAUCUACAAAGAUCUACGCAUCAUCUUUGAUCUUAUUCUAAUUCUACACCAAAGCACCGCAUAUGCACUUGCCGAUUCAUACGGAGAUAAAUCGCCUUUAUAUCGUGAAGGACGGUGCCGCCGCUACUCCGCUAAACGCGUCGCAUGUGCCUGUCUCUACUGGACAUGUCCUCUUCAGUGCUUAUCGAGUGCGAUUGACACAAGUGGCGGCGGGCGGCGGCGGAUGGGAGGGCAGUAUCCGGUCGGCGGGGAGGGGAACGCCACGCCGACCGACCGACCGACCGACGCCGCCACCAGUCGUCGGCCAACAGUGGGGGGAGCCGCAGCGCCGCCGCCACGCGCCCCGGUCCCAGCCACGCGCUUCCAGAAUUGUCAUGGAGGUCACGGAGAGAGUCGCCAACCCCGCCAAGUGCCGGGUGCACCUCCACAUUCACCUGGAUGGCGCCAUCCGCCCCUCCACCAUCUGGGAGCUGAGCAGACAGAAGAAGUUGCCGCUGCCUGGAAACGGUAGUCUAAAAGAGCUGGAAGAAGCGCUGCAGAUUCACUCGCCACGGGACUUGGCUUUCUUCCUGUCGAAAUUCAGAUGGAUCUGCCCAGCUGUCAUGGGGGACCUGGCCGCGAUCGAGCGCGUGGCGUUCGAGUUUGUCGAGGACGAGGCUGGUAGCGCGGUGCUGUACACGGAGCCGCGGUUCAGCCCGCACCUGCUGGUGGGCGCCGGCGGCCAGGUGACGGCCCGCCAGGUGACGGAGGCGGCGCUGCGCGGCCUGGCGCGCGGUCAGCAACAGUUCGGCGUCACCGCCCGCCUCCUGCUCUGCUGCAUCAGGGGAAUGACAGAAUUCUACAGCGAGACGUUAGAGCUGUGUACGGAGUUCCGGGACAAGGGAGUGGUCGGAAUGGACAUCGCCGGAGACGAGGCGUCGGCCACUACCAAAGACGGCGACGCUCACAGCUGCGAACAGAUGCUAGAGCCGGAGCUGAAGCUGUUCCAGGAGGCGGCCCGGCGCGGGAUCCACCGCACCGUACACGCCGGAGAGGCAGGACCCGCCUACAUGGUACAGGUGGCGCUCGAUAAGAUGCACGCCGAGCGGAUCGGUCACGGCUACCACGUGCUGGAGGACGAGGAGCUGUAUAAACGCUGUAUCAAGGAGCGCGUCCACUUCGAGUGCUGCCCCUCCUCCAGCUACCUGACAGGCGCCGUGUCACUCACACAGACUAAGCACCCUGUUCAGAGAUUUUAUGAGGACGGCGCCAGUUUCUCGGUGAACCUGGACGACCCGACCGUGAUCCAGGCGGACAUGGACACAGAGUACAGUCUGCUCCGCCGAAUGGGCUUCAACGAGGCCAUGUUCGCUACCAUGAAUUUCAACGCAGCGAAAGCAAGUUUCCUGCCCGAUAGCGAGAAAAAAGAACUGCUGAAGAAGCUUCGUGAGGCUUUCGGUGUGCCGGAAACUGACUAACGACCGAACACACACCGUUGAUACAUUCCUACCAUAUCGUGAACUGCAUGCUACGUGUACCGUCACUGCUGAUUAAUGUGAAAUACAAUAGUUACUGAGCAUACGU